Messenger RNA from Dermatophagoides farinae (American house dust mite), 5239 nucleotides. RefSeq names its product voltage-dependent calcium channel subunit straightjacket. Lineage: Eukaryota; Metazoa; Arthropoda; Arachnida; Sarcoptiformes; Pyroglyphidae. Gene Ontology annotation, molecular function: voltage-gated calcium channel activity. The record is from RefSeq and is a predicted model, not a curated record. Gene Ontology annotation, cellular component: voltage-gated calcium channel complex.
UUUCGUUUUUUUUUUUCGUCGUCUGGGCUGACAAUUCAAGUCUGUUUGUUGAUUGUGGCUAUAUAAUACGAUAUUCGAAUAUUGAACCAUUCUUUGGAUCGUUCUACAAUGAUUGCGCAGAACCCGAUCGAGUUCAUUUCGUCGAGAGAACAUUAUUAUUAUAUAUCGCCCGACCGAGAGAAUCAAUCAACCAUUCGAAAAUCUCAAGAAAAUAAUAGAAUGAAUGAAUAACUUCGAACACAUCGAGCCAACUGAAAUAUUUGUCAAUUAUAAACCAUGAAAUUGUCUAUCCAUCAAUGUCAAUAAAAAACAAACAAAUGGAUCCCGAUCACUUUCAUCACUAAUUGCCAUCAUAUGUUGUUAUCAAAUCAUUUGAAUUAUUGAUCAAAUUGCAAGCUUCCAAACAAAUAAAAUCAAAUAAUCGUCUAUACAAAAAUGCGAAUAUUACAAUGCCAGCUUCGUGGAAAUUUACUUUUCCUAUUAUUCCUGUCCAUCUCGGUUUUAAUUCCAAUCAUCCGAUGCUAUGAAAAAACCAUCCAAGAUAUUGCCAAAAAAUUUGGACUCCAAAUGCUUAACAUUGGCUAUGAGAAAACUUGUUUCUCCAAAAUAAGCGAGAAUUUCCAGAAACAUCGUUCCGAAGUUAAACAGAUUGAUGCAUCCAAAUUAAUGAAUGAUAUGCGACAAGAAUUAAUCAAUAUGUUCAGUUUGAAACAAGAAGCAGCCGAACGUAUUGCAAUUGAGACGGAAAAAUUGGCCGAAAAAUAUGCCUAUCAUAAAAAUGGCGACACUGUUGUUAAUUAUUAUAAUGUUAAACGAAUCUAUGAUGAUCGUUAUGGUGAACCAAAUGUACCAGAUCUAUACAAUUAUCAAUCACUAGCCUUAAGUCAUCAUCCUAAUUUUGAAGAUUCAAAAGUCAAUCUUCAACAUAGCGCCAUUCAUGUGCCUAUAAAUGUUUAUGAACAAGCUUCCGAUAUACAAAACGAUAUAAAAUGGACCGAAACAUUGGCAGAAACUUUUAUCAAUAAUCUUGCUUAUGAUUCAUCACUUUCAUGGCAGUUUUUCUGCUCAAGCAAAGGAUUUCUACGUGAAUAUCCGGCAUUUCAAUGGAAACUUGCCGGUGAUUCGACAACGAAAACACCCGACCUCUAUGAUUGUCGUAUGCGACAAUGGUAUAUACAAGCUGCAGCAUCACCAAAAGAUAUUGUGAUUCUAUUAGACACUAGUGGAUCGAUGACUGGUCUACGAAAAAAUAUUGCACAAAAUGUUGUAUUCAAUAUUCUCGACACACUUACCGAAGAUGAUUUUGUCCAGGUUUUAAAGUUCACAAACGAAAUAAAAUAUGUCAACAAAUGUUUUGAUCGAAUGGUUCAGGCUACCAAACGAAAUAUUCGGGAAAUUAAAAAUCAAUUGGAAGGUUUCAAAACUUCCGAUAUAGCCAAUUUUACAUUGGGUUUCAUUGAAGCCUUUAAAGUGCUUAAUAAUUUUGAAAAACAAAAGAAAGGUGCUCAAUGUAAUCAGGCCGUUAUGUUGAUAACGGAUGGUGCACCAGAAACAUAUGAACAUAUUUUCCUCAAAUACAACCAUAAUGCUAAAAUUCGUGUAUUCACUUAUGUGAUUGGCCGUGAAGUUACACAGAUACAGGAAGUAUAUUGGAUGGCCUGUAAUAAUCGUGGAUUUUAUGCUCAAGUCGCAAAUCUAGCCGAAGUUAGGGAACAGGUUCAACAAUAUAUACCGGUCAUGAGUCGACCAUUAGUAUUAUCAGCUCAACGAUUUUUUACAUGGACACCCGUUUAUGCACCAGUUUCGGAAAUUCAAUUAACCGAUUGGAUAUGGGAAGAACGAGUAAAAGCAGUGAAAAUGAAAUUCCUCAAACAAAUGCAACAACAACCGAUACCGAUACUUGAAGAAGAAGAUGAUGAAGAGAAAAAAGUGAAUGAAACUUAUGUUACCGAAGUGAUUGUCGAUGAAGAUCUUCCGUUAUCAGCGGCAGCAGCAUCACAUUUACAGCAAACAGCUAAUAGCAUCAUGAAUAAUGUUGAUAUUCUUCGCCAAAGACGUUCGAAUAUUGAACAUGAAAUGGCAAAAUUACCUGAAAGAAAAAAGAAAAUACCAUUACGAGUAACAUUAUCGACACCUGUUUUCAAUCAUCGUAAAUAUAUAAAUAUUACACGAAAAAUUUUGGUCAAAAAUGUUUACAAAGAUUCUGAUCCUGAAUCGAUACGAAUCGCUCAAUUACAUGGCGUAGCCGGUAUCGAUGUUCCCAUACGUGAAAUUGAAAAAGCUGCUUCUUCUUAUCAGUUAGGAGUAAAUGGAUAUUCUUUUAUGCUGACCAACAAUGGUAAAGUGCUUUAUCAUCCUGAUUUCCGACCAAUCUUCCAAGACAUGCUGAAACCAUAUUAUACAUCAAUUGAUUUAAACGAAGUGGAAAUUUCCAAUGAAACAUUCAAAUCACGAUGGGUGGAUCCGAUCAUAAAUACUGUCCGCAAUGAAAUGAUUGAUGAAAAGAUAGGCCAUCAAAAAAUAUUCAUCAAAACACAUCUGGAUUUUAUGAAACGACCAGUUUUCAAGUUGCAACAUUAUUUCUAUGGAAAAAUCGAUAAUACACCAUUUAGUUUUGCAAUUGUUUUGCCAGAACCAUAUGGCUCUUAUCGAUUUAAAGGUCAAGUGGAUUUGAAAAGUGAAUCAAAACGAGAAAAUUUCACACGAUUUUUUGAGGGAAAUAAUUGGCGUAUUCAUCCGGAUUGGAUUUAUUGCGAAAGUCCUCAUAAAUUAUCCGGAAUUGUGCCUAGAACACCAGAAGAUGCUAUACUACAAUUUCUCAAUUAUGAUUUGGCCACUAAUUCGUUCGUAUGGAAAACAUCGAUGCCAAUACCACGACGUUAUGAUAAUGUUACAUGUGACAAGGAUCUUAUUCAAAGUUUAAUAUUCGAUGCAAAAAUGACACAUACAUUCGAAGAAUGUAGUAAAUUCAGCCUUCAAUUCAAUCAACAAGAUCAAAAAACCAUCGAUAUUGCCAGUGCAUUCGUAUCGACAAGAAGUGGAAUGACAAGAUUCAAAACAGUCGAUGACAAUGAUAUUGAUAAUAAGACAGAUAAUGAUUUAUUCUCUCGAUCAAUCGAUGAAGUUUAUUAUCGUAGAGCGGUCGAUUUCUAUUAUAAUGAUAGUAAAGCAUUCGUAUAUUCGAUACCGUUUGAAGCCGGCUAUAAAGAGCCGAAUUUUCUUGUUACUUCCAGUCAUGCUAUAUUCGUUGGUAGCGGAAAAAUGAGUGCACCAGUGGCUGUUGUCGGUGUCCAAUAUAAUUAUUCAUCAUUUUAUUCAACAUUUUUCAAAAUUGCCGAUCAUUAUAAAUUGAAUUGUCUUUCGGAUGAAAUCAAUUGUUUUGUAUUGGAUAAUAAUGGCUUUGUUAUUGUCAGUGACAUUUAUCAACAUGCUGGCCUUUUCCUGGGUGAAAUUAAUGAUGAUCUAUUUGAGAAUAUGGUUCAUGAACAAAUCUAUCGUCGAACUAAACUAUAUGAUUAUCAAGCAAUCUGUAUUCGGAUAACACCGUUUUGGACAUCGGCUUCAAAUUGGCUACAAACACCGUGGAAUCAUGCUAAACAAAUUUUUUCGUGGCUUGCAACAAACAUCAUUACUUAUUUAACAUUAUUAUUCAACAAUUAUUCAUUGGCUCUAAAUGACGACAUGGCCAUGAGUAUGGAGGAAACGGAUUAUGAAACUGAUUCAUUCGACAUAAAAUUCAACAAAAGUAAUCCAAAACCAUGCGAUAAAGAAUUCAAUCUAUAUGAAUUGAUUAGCUUUAGUAAUCAAACACGUAAAUAUUCCUAUACAUGUGAACCCGGUAUCUGUACAAGGACAUAUUAUGUGCAAAAUAUUCCACAUUCAAAUCUUAUCCUAUUGGUACUAUUAAAAACAUGUCAUUGUUUUGAAAAUUCAGCCCGUUUUGAACCGAAAGAAUGUGAAUUAACAGAAGAUGAAGCAUGUGAAAUGUCACGUGCGGAAAAGUUUCGUAAAGGUCCAGAUGUAUGUCACAAAGAACAUGAACAGGAAGAAGAAAUUAAAUAUUGUGGCAAAGCAAUAAUGCUACAGCAAUCAUUCCCAUUGAUUUUAUUAUUGGUUUCCGCACUACUUUACACACAUUUAAUAUGGCAAGAAUUGUUGUUUUGAUCAUCAUCACUUGUAUUUAUUUUGAUUUAAUUCAGGUGUGAUUUUUUUUUGUUUUAAUUGUGUGAUUUAUUAAUAAUUAUAAUGAUAAUUAAUAUAUAUUAAAAUAUACAAUUUAUUUCUCGCGUCUUUCGUCAAGAUGUGUUGGUAAAUGAUGAAGACAUCGUAUUUUUAUCGUGUUUUAAAUUUGUCUCGAGUUUGAUUCUACCAUUUCCAGCAACUUAUCAUCGUCAAUCUCUUGAGGUCGGCCAGAUCUGGAAAAAGAAGCGUUGAACAUGAUACGAACAGGAGAAGAUGUUGAUUCGGAACGAAAAACAGCAUGAUGUGGAAUAAAGUAACCAUCAAUAUCAUUUACUUCCACAGCUUGACCGGAAGAAACAUAUUUCAUAAAUUCGGCACGAUAUAAUUCAUAAGAAUUUUGAUCAUGUAAACGAUUAACCAAUUUGUUUAGUAACGAUAGAGCUUCUGAAUAAUUUGAUGGAGGACGAAUAUCAGAUAUUCCCAUUUGAGUGAUUUCAAUGGAUCAAUUUUUGUUAUUCGUAGGAGCAUAUAAGAUAAGAUAAGAUAAGAUAUAAUAAUAAGAUCACAAUGAGGAAGAUUAGGAAUCACAUUAGCAUCAAUUGAAAAUUGAAUAACAUCAGACUCAAGAACAACAGAGAUUUUCUUAUUUGACAUGGUAACCGAGCCACCAGAGAAACCAGAUAAACAUAUCGGUGGAGCAGAAACACAAUCGUUUAAAUUAACUAAAUUAUUUCGGAUUAACGUAAAAGGCGAACAUGUAUCGAUUCAGACCAUGCAUUUACGACCACUGAAAUUAAUAAUGAAUGCCGGACAACAGUAACAAUAAAUUAUAAGACAUCUACUAAAUUAAUUAUAUCAACAAAUCAACAAUUAUUGUUUUUUAAAAAAAUUUUAUAAUCACACGUUUUUGUUGUUCGAAUAUUAGUGCGGAAAUCGGAAAUGAAAAACAUGAUUGGCAUAAAUGAAAUAUGUAAACAGAGAAUGCGCUUGAACCUUGCGGUACACAGAUGACAUGAUGAGAGGGGAAUAAAUUCUGAUUAAACGAUGAUAAAAUCAA